AUGGUCUCGAGUACGGUUUUUGUCGUCGCUCAGGUUGCCCUCGCCGCCCUUGUGGCCCAUGUGAUCUACCAGUGUUAUUUCCACCCGCUUGCGCGCUACCCCGGGCCUUUCUUGGCUCGUUUUACCAAUCUCUGGAGACUGUUCACGUUUUUGGGCGGUCAACAUCAUCUUUUAGAGCAGCAUCUGCAUGAUAAAUAUGGCCAUGUUGUCCGCGUAGCGCCAAAUUGGCUCUCAUUCGACGACCGACGAGACUUUGAUGCCAUCUACGGUUUUAAUAAAUCUGUCGAAAAAGACGACUUCUACGUGUUUGGUGGCCCUCGCGACAAUCGCGUGCCGAGCGUAUUCGCUCUUGAAACCGAUGCAGCUCAUCGUCAGAGGAAACGUAAGGUAGUUGGGCCAGCCUUGACGAGCGCGAAGAUAACAAGAUAUGAACCCGUUAUAACCAAGCAUGUGGACCUUUUCUUUACGCGAACAGAGGCCGAGUCCUCAUCAAGACAAGGUGGCAAGAUGGCCGUGGUGAAUCUGGCACCGCUGGCUCACCGGUUCACCAUGGACGUCAUGCUCGAGCUCAUCUAUGGCCCCGAUGUUAUCUCGCAUCCGUAUACUGACUCUGCGAUUGGGGCCACUAUGUGUUCAGCCAUGCGCAAGUUGACCAAGAUGGCGUGGAGCUUCUCGCUAUGCCCAUCGUACGGCUGGAUCAUGAAUAGCCGCUUCAUCGGUACAGUGUUACGCAAACUGACCACCAGCAAACAGGGCCCCACAGAUCUUAUGGCGCUCAUGGCUUCGAGCCACGCGAUGAUCUUUCGGCGUCCCGAACAGGUUAGCUACCUGCACAGCCCGGGAUCGUGA
Messenger RNA from Aspergillus bombycis, 849 nucleotides. Its product is annotated as cytochrome P450 pisatin demethylase. Gene Ontology annotation, molecular function: heme binding; oxidoreductase activity, acting on paired donors, with incorporation or reduction of molecular oxygen; iron ion binding. NCBI's taxonomy places the organism in Eukaryota, Fungi, Ascomycota, Eurotiomycetes, Eurotiales, Aspergillaceae. The transcript has 2 exons. The coding region runs from base 1 to 849 and encodes 282 amino acids. The record is from RefSeq and is a predicted model, not a curated record.